UGUAGUCGUGUUUGUGUGUUAUUAACUCUCAGCUGCAGGAGGGGGGUGAGGGGGGGUACAGAGGAGGUCGAGUGCGAGCAGCAACGCCCUGAUGUCCGCCUCGCUGUGUUUACAAAUCUGAGAGGAAUCGUUUCCCCCUGCAGUGUGUCGGUAGCUAAUCUGGGUUUUUUUCACACACUCACACACACAUACACACACACACACGGAUAGAAGAUAGCAAAAACAUGGCUGAGUUGCAUGUCGUGGAGCCGAGCGGCGCUGGCACCAUCGAGCAGACCGAGCACCGUGAUGUCCGUGGCGGCUCCGUGCGUCUGUCGUCCCCCACUCUCAUGGUGCUCAGUCCCGGCGGCGGAGUGUCGAGCAGCGCCGGCGGCCGCUCGGUGUUCGGUUUCCCGGCCAAGAGCAACCCGAGCUCCCCGGUGGAGAAACCGGGCUCCCGCUGGGUGCGUCUGAACGUCGGAGGGACCUACUUCAUCACGACCAAGCAAACCCUGUGCAGAGACCCCAAAUCUUUCCUGUUCAGACUGUGUCAAGAAGACCCGGACCUGGACUCUGACAAGGACGAGACAGGAGCGUACCUGAUCGACAGGGACCCCACAUACUUCGGCCCCAUCCUCAAUUACCUUCGGCACGGAAAACUGAUCAUGGAUAAAAAUCUGGCUGAGGAAGGCGUUCUCGAAGAAGCCGAGUUCUACAACAUCGCAUCUCUGGUGAGGCUGGUUAAAGAGAGGAUACGGGACAACGAGAACCGAACAUCUCAGGGCCCUGUGAAGCAUGUGUAUCGAGUACUACAGUGCCAAGAGGAGGAACUCACACAGAUGGUCUCAACCAUGUCGGACGGCUGGAAGUUUGAGCAGCUUAUAAGUAUCGGCUCCUCAUAUAACUACGGCAACGAGGACCAGGCGGAGUUUCUAUGUGUCGUUUCCCGGGAACUCAACAACUCCACCAACGGCAUCGUCAUAGAGCCCACCGAGAAGGCCAAGAUCCUUCAAGAGCGAGGCUCGCGGAUGUAAAGAGACCACCUCGCAUCCUGAGCUAAAUAACACUUUAUCAACAAAAAACAAAAACAACCACAUGAACUUUUCCCUCCAGUUUGCAUCGAGAUCCACAAGUUUACCCCCCAACCUCUAUAUUUCUACCAUCGCCAUCAUCUUCAUCAUCGACUUCCCCCUUCCUUC
This is a messenger RNA of Scomber japonicus (chub mackerel), 1178 nucleotides long. RefSeq names its product potassium channel tetramerization domain containing 2 (gene kctd2). Gene Ontology annotation, cellular component: cytoplasm; Cul3-RING ubiquitin ligase complex. Lineage: Eukaryota; Metazoa; Chordata; Actinopteri; Scombriformes; Scombridae. Gene Ontology annotation, biological process: proteasome-mediated ubiquitin-dependent protein catabolic process; protein homooligomerization. Bases 225 to 1013 code for a protein of 262 amino acids. Gene Ontology annotation, molecular function: cullin family protein binding. The record is from RefSeq and is a predicted model, not a curated record. The transcript has 6 exons.